GCCUCGCCCUGCUUGUGCGGGCCGCACUGGCUCUACUACGCGCGCGCUGCCGGGCUGCGGGGGCAGGUCGGCCGGGAGGACGAAGGAAUGCCGCUUCGAUACCGCACGCCACGGGCCCACCGGCGGGGCCCGCCGCCCGCUCGGCGGCGGACCGGCUUUUGCUGGCUGGCCCCGGCCGUGCUCCAGGCCUCACCCUGCUUGUGCGGGCCGCGCUGGCUCUACCUCUACCACGCGCGCGCUGCCGGGCUGCAAAGCCGUUCGGCAGGGAGAACGAAGGAGCAGUGGGGAUCACCAGUGGAUUACCUGGUGAGGUACCCCAAGCCCCUGCAAACGGUACGUCAGUCCACGGGCCCACCGGCGGGGCCCGCCGCCCGCUCGGCGGCGGACCGGCUUUUGCUGGCUGGCCCCGGCCGUGCUCCAGACCUCACCCUGCUUGUGCGGGCCGCGCUGGCUCUACCUCUACCACGCGCGCGCUGCCGGGCUGCAAAGCCGUUCGGCAGGGAGAACGAAGGAGCAGUGGGGAUCACCAGUGGAUUACCUGGUGAGGUACCCCCAAGCCCCUGCAAACGGUACGUCAGUCCACGGGCCCACCGGCGGGGCCCGCCGCCCGCUCGGCGGCGGACCGGCUUUUGCUGGCUGGCCCCGGCCGUGCUCCAGACCUCACCCUGCUUGUGCGGGCCGCGCUGGCUCUACCACGCGCGCGCUGCCGGGCUGCAAAGCCGUUCGGCAGGGAGAACGAAGGAGCAGUGGGGAUCACCAGUGGAUUACCUGGUGAGGUACCCCCAAGCCCCUGCAAACGGUACGGGGGGCCCACGGCGGGGCCCGCCGCCCGCUCGGCGUCCACGGGCCCACCGGCGGGGCCCGCCGCCCGCUCGGCGGCGGACCGGCUUUUGCUGGCUGGCCCCGGCCGUGCUCCAGACCUCACCCUGCUUGUGCGGGCCGCGCUGGCUCUACCACGCGCGCGCUGCCGGGCUGCAAAGCCGUUCGGCAGGGAGAACGAAGGAGCAGUGGGGAUCACCAGUGGAUUACCUGGUGAGGUACCCCCAAGCCCCUGCAAACGGUACGUCAGUCCACGGGCCCACCGGCGGGGCCCGCCGCCCGCUCGGCGGCGGACCGGCUUUUGCUGGCUGGCCCCGGCCGUGCUCCAGACCUCACCCUGCUUGUGCGGGCCGCGCUGGCUCUACCACGCGCGCGCUGCCGGGCUGCAAAGCCGUUCGGCAGGGAGAACGAAGGAGCAGUGGGGAUCACCAGUGGCAGGGGCUUGGCACCUGGAUACCGAAGCUCUGGCUGCCAAACAACGCUGGCGGGUGCAGCAGAAAUCGCCCUCGUGGCGUCGCGCGCCGAAACACCGGCCCAUUUGGACUGAAGCGGGUCCCCCAGCUGAUGCCGAUCCCGCCGAAAAGCAUGAGACAAAGGACGUGA
This is a messenger RNA of Prorocentrum cordatum, 1422 nucleotides long. The record is from the annotation of a GenBank genome assembly. NCBI's taxonomy places the organism in Eukaryota, Dinophyceae, Prorocentrales, Prorocentraceae.